Molecule: messenger RNA, 1419 nt
Organism: Alternaria rosae
Lineage: Eukaryota; Fungi; Ascomycota; Dothideomycetes; Pleosporales; Pleosporaceae
Exons: 2
Coding region: 1-1419 (472 amino acids)
Source: RefSeq, a predicted model, not a curated record
AUGGCUGGCGACUACCAGCUCCACACCGCAACUCCAAUCCGCUAUCGGGAAAACCUCGGAGUCACAUCCGCGUGCUCGGCACGAGGCCACACCCACGCGAUCACAGGUCAAAUGUUCGCGCCAACACCAUAUGACUGCACCACGCCCCCAUGGCUUGUACAAACCAGCCCUUUUCCGAAUUUCCCCGUGCAGCAAACCUCGACCAACACUUCGCCGGCAUCGCCUCUCGCGGACCCACGUCUCCCACGACCAGCGCCUCGUGAACACUGCCUGCAAGAUGACUUGUUCUAUGCAUUCACACGAGACGCCUACUUAUCCAGUGAGACAACCGCCGCGAGCCAGGUAGCACGAAACUUGCAACUCUAUUAUCCUCCACAACAGAACACACAUCGUACACUCCCGUUACCGAGAGUCACCAAGCAAGAACCCAACAACAACCACAACAACAAGUUGCAGUUCACCAACCCGUUCACACCCCUUACGCCACUCACACCUUCAACUUCAAACCCUUUCAAGAUGGAAGUCACAAGCAGACCACUCCCAUCAUUGCUGCCCCACUCCGGCCCCAUGGCAUCAAAACCAGUGAGCAGCGCUGCUCCCUGGUCAUUCCCAAACCUCAAGAAGAAACGCCGUCGUCGGGCAAGUCAGAUCUUCAACAUGAACUUCAGCUUUGGCUUUGCGUCUCGGCGAAAGAGUCAAGAUCGCUCCCCUGAGGUUAGCCCACGAACAUCCAUAUCGUCGGCUUCUGGCUCUCCAAGGUCGGACAUGGAGGAAAGCCGCAAGAGACAAAGAGUCGAUUCAAGAGCAACAGAUGCUGAAGCUCUCUUCGCCUCUGAAAAGAAUAGCACACUGGCAGACUCCGAGAAGACCUUGACAGUCUUGGCGCCCUCCACACGGUGUGACACCACCGGUGAAAUGCAUCCAGGUCAACUCGUCGACUUCACCUCCACACCUGUUCCUACCGUACCGGAACCGAUAGUUGCUCCUGCUCCUGCACCUGCUCCUACGCACAGCAGCCCAGCAAGCGAGUUCGAGCUUCGCCUAAGUAGCGAUGCCUACCACGACUACCUCGCCACCACCCAACGACGAAGAUCCUUCCCUGCCGGUGAGUGGGCAGCACGACGAGUCCGCGAGGAGUUUCAGAUGCUACACAAGCUGGAGAAGCUUGAGACCAAAGCAAAGACUUCAGCCACUACGUCUUCCAACAUCAUCGCACCAGCACCCGUUGCGAAUGCAUCGAAUGGACCUUGCGAACUCCACCGUACACCAAGCGAUCCAAGCACCGAGGCCUUCCUCAAACAUGUUCGCGCAAGUCUCGAUGCGAGGAAGAAGGAGAACAAGAUGAGCGAGCGCGGGCGUUCGUACUCGAUCUUUGAGGAUGAAGUAGAGAAGGGAUUUCUUGACGACGCGCCAUUAUAA